GGAAGAUCGGUGCUAGGAUUCGGAACAGCCUAUCCGUAGCACAGAGGCGCGGUUCGCCAUACGCCAACGGGGCACCAUCAGCUACCGCAUCCAUCGACGAGUGCUACCAAGAGGGGUCCGAGGAUCCCGCGGAGGUGGCGCCGUCAAAACCCAAUGAUCCAGGAGCGCAGCCCGGACGAAAUCGGCGACGCGGACGACCGAUGCACCAGAUAUCUCGAUCACUGCUAUGCGAUCGUUAGUCGUACGUCCCCGGAAGACUGGAUUACGAGGACGCGCGGGAGCGUGCCGCAGGUAGUGGAGGACGCGCGGGAGCGGUGCGACGCGCCGCAAGACGUGGAGUACGGGGAAGAGCGCUGCGACGAGGAUGUGUGUUACGACGUGCCGCGCGACAUGCCGCAGGACGAGGAGGACAGGCAGCAGGACGCGGAGGGCGCGCAGUACGACGUGGAGCACGCGGAGGACGCGCAGGUGGUCGACGAGGAGGACUGUUACGACGCGCCGCAGGACCAGGUUGCGAAGUGCAGAGUGCUUAUGGCCAGCACCCGUUGGAGGUGGCAGAGGGAACACCAGCCCCGCAUAAACGUGAUCGGGGCCGACUACCACAGUGGCCACCAUCCGCGACGAGCACAGGUUCCGCGUCGCCGCUGCGACAGGAAAGAUCCGAGACAGGGGGCAGGCGCUCAGCGACUACUCCAACGAGAACCAGGUACCCCACCUCCCGCGCCGCCGUCCGAGCACAGCUCCGCGGGCCACCGCUCGCGCAGUGGCACAGCAGCGAGAGCUUUACCCCACUACUCCUCCCCUCGUCCGUUAUUCUACCCGUAUAGUGCAUGGUUUUUCCGUUUCUCUGUCUUCCCUCGGGAAACGCACUCUCGGCGGCGUCCGAAAGCACCGUUGCCGUGGCUAGCCUGGUGGCCGCGCGGAGCGCUCGCGUAGCGCGGCGGCACACCAGGUAUCGCCGCACAGCGCUGCUAUAGAGAUGAG
This is a messenger RNA of Prorocentrum cordatum, 984 nucleotides long. NCBI's taxonomy places the organism in Eukaryota, Dinophyceae, Prorocentrales, Prorocentraceae. The record is from the annotation of a GenBank genome assembly.